Messenger RNA from Meloidogyne enterolobii, 403 nucleotides. NCBI's taxonomy places the organism in Eukaryota, Metazoa, Nematoda, Chromadorea, Rhabditida, Meloidogynidae. The record is from the annotation of a GenBank genome assembly.
UGGAAUUUCAAGGCGAUAUUCGAAGGAAUUGGAAAAUUACGUAAAAGACAAUGCUGAAAAAUUUAGAAUAAGGAAGAAUGGGAGCUUUGAAUCUAAUGUCAAAGGAAGGCUUGUAAAGAAUAGUCAUUUCACUGAAGUACUCGAGUAUGUGCAAGGGGAAAUAUCAUCACCUCCAAAGGGUUUUAGUUUUUUAUUUAAUCGACUAUCCAAGGACCCAUUAGUAAAAGAGAUGAUUAAGGAGACUAAAGGAGAAAGUAGUACAGAAGAAAGCUUGACGGAAGAUAAUCAAUCAGGCAGUGGCACUAGAAAAAAAAGAGUUCUAGUAAAAGUCGCCCCUAUAAAUUCACCAGGUUUAAUACGUCGGAAAAAUAAAUUUAUGCCAAAAAUAUGGGAAAAGCUCUAG